CUAUAACUAUCCUCUGUUAUCUGAAAUGUCUCUUUCUUUUCUUUUUUUCAAAUUUCCCUCUCAGCUUUCUUAACAAGAAAAUGAAUCUCUAAAUCUGUGCAUCUACUACUACAAUUUUCCUAUAAAAAAUAACUUAAUUCCUCUUUCUGCUUGAAAUAUUAUCAAAAAAUCAUGUAUAAACCCAGAAAUUUGAUUGAAAUAAGCUACUCUUUUACAGUUUGGGGUUCAAAUUAUUUGCUAAGUAAUGAUCAUGGUCGCCUUCUGAACCGUCCAUUCCUUUCAAGAACAUAUUUAAAACCCAAGAAACAGAUUCCAUUGCAAAUGAAAUCAGAACCCCACUUGGAAAAACAGUCCAUUUUUAGCUGCAAUAAAAUGAUUAUGAAUUUAGGACGUCAAGGCAAAGUUAAAGAAGCACGGCAGUUGUUCGAUGAAAUGCCUCAAAGGGAUGUUGUUUCUCAUGCUUCGAUGAUUACUGUUUAUCUAAAACACAAGGAUAUUCCUAAAGCCGAGAGAUUGUUUUAUUCCAUGCCUGAGAGGAGUGUAGUGUCUGAUUCGGCUAUGGUUCAUGCUUACGCGAAAGCUGGGAGGAUCGAUGAGGGUCGGAGAAUCUUUGAUUUGAUGCCGGAUAGAAAUGUUUACGCGUGGACCAGUUUGAUUUCUGGAUAUUUUCAGAACCGUAGAGUGGACGAGGCUCGAAAGUUGCUUCAACAAAUGCCUGAGAAAAAUGUGGUUACGUGGACUACAGCGAUGGUGGGGUAUGCUCAAAAUGGUUUGAUUGCUGAGGCGCGAAGUAUUUUUGAUCAGGUUCCUGAGAAAAAUGUCAUUGUUUGGACGGCUAUGAUCAGGGCGUAUGUUGAAAAUCAUCAAGUCGAUCAAGCUCUUGAGCUAUUCGAUAAGAUGCCAGAACGUAAUUUGUAUUCUUGGAAUGUUAUGAUUCAAGGCUGUUUAAAUGAUAACAGGGUGGAGAAAGCUUUGGAACUGUUUAAUGCAAUGCCAUGGAGAAAUAUGGUUUCUUGGACAACUGUCGUUACUGGUCUUGCACGAAAUGAGAUGAUAGAAAUGGCAAGAGAGUACUUUGAUCAAAUGCCAAACAGGGAUCCUGCUGCAUGGAAUGCUAUGAUAACAGCUUAUGUUGACGAAGGCCUAGUGGCUAAGGCCAACGAACUUUUCGAUUCGAUGUCUAAUAAAGAUCUUGUAAGUUGGAAUGUAAUGAUUGAUGGGUAUGCUAAAAGUGGCCUUGAAGGUGAAGCCUUAAAGCGAUUCAUUCUUAUGCUUCGAUCGGGCUUAAGGCCGAAUCCGACUACUCUUACCAGUGUAGUGACCUCAUGUGGGGGCAUCCUGGAAUUAAUGCAAGCUCAUGUUCUUGUUUUGCUUCUAGGAUUUGACCAAGACACUUCACUUGAUAACGCUCUUGUCACUAUGUACUCCAGAUGUGGAGAUAUAAACUCAUCAUUGAUCGCUUUUGAGAAUCUCAAAGUAAAGGAUGUUGUUUCGUGGACGGCAAUAAUACUGGCAUAUGCUAAUCAUGGUCUUGGUAAACAAGCAUUGCAAUCCUUCGCGCAGAUGUUAAAGUCCGGUAACCAGCCAGACGAAAUCACUUUUGUGGGACUCUUGUCAGCUUGUAGUCAUGCUGGUCUUGUUAAGAAAGGUCAAAAGCUCUUCGAGUCAAUGAGGCAUGCCUAUGGUUUAGAACCGAGAGCGGAACAUUAUUGUUGCCUUGUUGACAUUUUAGGUCGCGGUAAGUUAGUUGAUGAAGCUAUAAGGGUGGUGCAACGGAUGCCUCCUGAGGAACGUGAUGCUGCUGUUUUAGGGGCUUUACUUGGCGCUUGUAAGUUGUAUGGAGAUGUUGGAGUAGCUAAUCAGAUCUGCAAUGAAAUAGUAGAGCUUGAACCGGGUAACUCAGGGGCUUAUGUACUAAUGGCAAACACUUAUGCGGCUUCUGGGAGAUGGGGUGAUUUUGCGCAAGUAAGAAAGAAAAUGAAGGAGAGGAAAGUGAAAAAGGUACCCGGUUUUAGUGAAAUAGAAGUCAAUGGGAAAAAUCACAUAUUUUUUGUGGGAGACAAGUCUCACCCUGAGAAAGAGGAGAUUUACACACUUAUUAAAGAAAAUCUAUUGCCUCUAAUGCAAGAGAAGAUGAUUUAGAUGAAUCAAAGGGAUGCAUUGAUAACCAGGGAUUGAAGAAUUUAAUUUGAACUAUUCGCUAAUGUAAGUUCUAAAGCUCAAUGCAGAAAGGCGACCAGGUCAGGUGACUAGAUUACACUCCUAUUCAAAUAUUAGUUCACUCUGUCCACUCUCUAGCCCAUUCAAUUGCUCAUGUGUGAGCUAGAAGCCCCUAUACAGGUUCGGCACCAGCUGAGGGUAAACUUUGGGACUCAUUAUCCAUCAAGUUUCAAACCAUGCACCAGCUGACUCCUCGAGAAGGAUUUUUUUUUUUUGGUUAUACUAACAAAAUUCACAUGUAAACAUUUCUUUGUUGAUGCAAUAGAAAAUCACAUAUGUACAUUUCUCUAUCAUAAAUUCUUGUGUGUAAACGAGUUAAUACUGUUUUGUUCUCUGUUGUGCAUAUAAA
This is a messenger RNA of Solanum pennellii, 2569 nucleotides long. RefSeq names its product pentatricopeptide repeat-containing protein At1g09410, mitochondrial-like. Gene Ontology annotation, molecular function: protein binding; RNA binding. The transcript has a single exon. The record is from RefSeq and is a predicted model, not a curated record. NCBI's taxonomy places the organism in Eukaryota, Viridiplantae, Streptophyta, Magnoliopsida, Solanales, Solanaceae. Gene Ontology annotation, biological process: RNA modification. Bases 172 to 2142 code for a protein of 656 amino acids.